Trichoderma harzianum CBS 226.95 is the source of this 652-nucleotide messenger RNA. RefSeq lists its product as hypothetical. The coding region runs from base 119 to 445 and encodes 108 amino acids. NCBI's taxonomy places the organism in Eukaryota, Fungi, Ascomycota, Sordariomycetes, Hypocreales, Hypocreaceae. The transcript has a single exon. The record is from RefSeq and is a predicted model, not a curated record.
GUUCCGUGUAACUCGCACUGCUACUUUAGGGAGAACAGUCCACUAGGAGAAUCUAGAUUCGACAACAACCGUGGCACAGAAUGGAGCACAUAUAUGUGACUUAUCACUUCCCCCCGAGAUGGCCUCUAAAGGGGGGCAGCCACACAAUGUUACGACAUCCGUGCUCGCAUGUACGAUGCUCUCAUAUGAUGCUAUGGCGUCUGCCUCCUUGCGUCCACCUCAUGCACCUGUGUUUGUUUCUAUGUUGGUUGGACUGGAUAGAGAGAAUCAUAGAGUCAGUCGUCAUGGAGAGAUGCUUGCCACUUGGAAGCGAAUUCUCAUUAAUCUAAGAGGCCAUCGGGGACUUCUGCCUGUACGGUUCACACAUAAAAAGCUUCCCAAAGCCCCGUUUCCCUUCACCGGAGUAGACUUUAUCUCCGAUACUCUCACAGGUCGAGCUCCAUAAGAGGAUUCGCAACGAAUACCAAUUUGAUCCAGAUAAGAUCUCGCCGAAUCUUGUGGUAAGGAUACGAUACGAAGCACCAACCCAUGAUGCUGUAGCAUUGCUAAUAGAGUCUCGUCGUGAAUUCAUCAGCUUACUCCCUCGAAUCGUUGCCCAUAAUGUGCGACUGGGAGGAAUUCCUCUUCACCUGCAACCACUCCCAGGUCCGGC